This is a messenger RNA of Dunckerocampus dactyliophorus (ringed pipefish), 1663 nucleotides long. It is a transcript of the gene pdcl3, whose product is annotated as phosducin-like 3. NCBI's taxonomy places the organism in Eukaryota, Metazoa, Chordata, Actinopteri, Syngnathiformes, Syngnathidae. The transcript is spliced from 6 exons. Gene Ontology annotation, cellular component: cytoplasm. The record is from RefSeq and is a predicted model, not a curated record. The coding region runs from base 152 to 868 and encodes 238 amino acids. Gene Ontology annotation, biological process: protein folding; positive regulation of gene expression; angiogenesis.
UAAAAUACAACCUAGCGAGAACGUUGUGUGAAUAGGACAUAUCUGAGGCGUUCUUUGUUUCUAGUCGGACUUUUUGUAUAUGGGCUCUUUUUGCUUCCUGUGUCGUUGAGCGGAGUGGUGUGAUUCUCUGUGGAUACUUCUCUGUGACAAAAUGCAGGAUCCCAACGAGGACACGGAGUGGAACGACAUCCUGAGGAAGAAAGGGAUUCUUCCACCAAAAGAGGUUCCUAAAGAAGAUGAAGAGGAGGAACAGUUGGCUCUCCAGCAGACGUCUGUCGUGAAAACGUACGAGAACAUGACGCUAGAAGAGCUGGAGGAGAACGAGGAUGAGUUUGAAGAAGAUGACGAGGCCGCCAUUGAGAUGUACAGACAGAAGCGUCUGGCCGAGUGGAAGGCCAAUCAGGUGAAGAACGUCUUCGGAGAGGUGACGGAGAUCUCAGGUCAGGAUUACGUCAACGAGGUCAACAAGGCCGGCGAGGGCAUCUGGGUGGUGCUGCAUCUCUACAAGCAGGGCAUCCCACUGUGCGCCCUCAUCAACCAGCACCUCAGCGCGCUGGCCCGCAAGUUCCCUCAGGCCAAGUUCCUCAAGUCCAUCUCCACCACCUGCAUCGCCAACUACCCUGACCGCAACCUGCCCACCAUCUUCGUCUACUUCGAGGGCGAGAUAAAGGCGCAGUUCAUCGGGCCGCUCGUCUUCGGCGGCAUGAACCUCACAUUGGAAGAACUGGAAUGGAGGUUAUCAGAGACUGGAGCCGUGAAGACCGACCUGGAGGAGAACCCCAGGAAGCAAAUUGAGGACAAGCUUAUGUCAUCCAUCAGGUCCUCGCUCCCCACUUGCAAGGACAGUGACUCUGAGGACGAGGACUGAUGGGGGAGCGCCGGACGAGCUUCGCCGCCACCUUCUGAAAUCACACGCAUUUCAUACGUUCUUGUCGCCACGGGAGACCUCCUUAUUGGACUGCCAAGCCUCCGCCCGGGAAACAAGUAAAAAUACAUUAAACUUCUUAUUUGUAUCAUAGCUUCACCGACUGAUCGUAUUAUUCCUAUCUAACAAAGUAACCCACAAAACUGUUCAAUUCAUUCUAAAAGUCAGCCUCAUCACGCUUGUACAGGCAGAAUUUGUGAUAUCACUAUUGAUUUUGUGGCAGGAAGUGUGCGUUUGAAUACCCUUUCAGUGUGACCGCUGUUGGUGGUGAGCCGUAAAAAAGCCAACAAAAGGGUGAUUGUGCGAGUUUUUAAUGUGUGUUGAAGGUCCAGCAGCGCCACACUAACAACACUUUGAGUCACGUUCACAAGCAUCGAGUGCGGCGCAGAUCUGCCCGGAACGUGACGUCAAUUUUUAAUGUCUCGGGAGACUAGCGGUAAGGCAGCUGACCUUUUGCUGCCGUUCACCCAGGACUUCUUUUUUUUUUUUUUGGUCGUUGAGUCACUCUGUGGUCCUGCUUAGAUUGUCUGCAAUGAUAGAAAGUUUUGUUAGCAGUCUUCAGCAAUAUUACACAACAAUCAUCCAACAUUCAAUGUUUGUGAUUUAUGCAAGUUUAUGGACAGCUUUUUGGGGGCUUUAAAAUGUUUAAAAUUUGUGUUACAACCAAAACAACAAUGGCAGACAUUGACUGUGACCAGCAGAGACAAACUAAAUCCCAAAACAAGCCAAGUGGAUUAU